AUGACCACCGUUGCACCCCUCAGUCGAAAACGCUCACGCAUCGCCCUCGACCCAGACGACGACCUCGAUCAUGGCCACCAACCCGCCCACGCCCACAUCCCAACGCCCAUCCCACAAGCUCACGAGCGCGCCUCCGCCUCCGCCCUCUCCCCACCACCCACCGAUACCCUCAAACGGACACGCACCCAAUGCGACCUAGACGAGCUCUGCAUCGCCACGCCCAAAGAGGCCUGGCCGUUUGACACGGACGCCCUGCUCUCGAGCACGCGCCUCGCCAUGCCGCCAAACAGCUCGCUACCCGCACACGACAACUGGGCGCGCUAUAGAAAAGGAGAGUCCAUGUUGAUUCUCUGUGUACAAGGGAAUUUACAACUCCAUUAUGAAUUACUCUGCACAGCCUUGCCAUUCCUCUACACCCUCUCCCCAACCCUCCAACCCCUCCUCCUCUGCCACGACCCCUCGACCCACCGCAUCUCCCCGCGCGCCCCCUUUUCCCUGCCCCUCCUCCAAGCCGCCACACCCACCUGCAACCACUUUGUGCGCCUGGGUCUCAUGCACCCGCUAGGCGGCGGCACCUUCCCGCUCGACGCGCUGGUCGUGAUUGACCGGCAGGGGCGGCGCAGGCUGAUUUUGCCGUUUGGGUGGGGGGCAGGGAGACAUGCGGAUACGCCUGCGGGGCGGAGUGUGCAGCGGCGGCUGAUGGGGUUGUUGGGGGAUUGUGUGGGGGUUUUGGAGCGCGAGGGGCGGGAGGGGUGA
This is a messenger RNA of Plenodomus lingam JN3, 756 nucleotides long. The record is from RefSeq and is a predicted model, not a curated record. NCBI's taxonomy places the organism in Eukaryota, Fungi, Ascomycota, Dothideomycetes, Pleosporales, Leptosphaeriaceae.